AUGGAGUCGCUGAUCGACAGUUGGGCCUGUGAGUCUUCGCGCAUGCGCACGGCCACGGACCAGAGGCGGGGUGGGGGCUCCGGGAGGGUCCGGGACCGGAACCGGGGGAAAGGGGGGGUCCGGGCCCGGUUCUGGAGCCUGUUUGGGGCCGUUACCGGGCCGAAACUAAGCCCAGUUAGCGUGUUUCUUUGGUUAAAGUCUCCCCAGACCCGCCAUGGCCCCAAACCGGGGACUCUCAGGGCGGUUUGCGGGAGUUUAGCCGUGUUUAUGCUAGCCUGUGUUUCAGAGCUGGGCUUUAUUCUGGUUGUGUUUGUGCAGCAGAAGAAGCAGAACACCGGCAAAGGUGGGAAGAAGAAGAAGCAGCUCCUGAAGUUCACCCUGGACUGCACCCACCCGGUGGAGGACGGAAUCAUGGACGCUGCUAACUUCGUAAGUUUCCCCCAGCUGUGA
Molecule: messenger RNA, 450 nt
Organism: Menidia menidia (Atlantic silverside)
Lineage: Eukaryota; Metazoa; Chordata; Actinopteri; Atheriniformes; Atherinopsidae
Source: the annotation of a GenBank genome assembly